CUAAUUAGUAUCUACAGCUGUGAAACGUGAUACAAACACAUCAAGCUAUUUGAGCCCAUCGAAGUAUACCUUUUAAUUUGAAUGUUCUUAAGUCGAAAAGUUGUCGAGUACUUAAUUUUACGAACAUUAUUAUACUGUAUUUAUAUUAAUUUAAUAUGCCUAACUGUGCAUUAUGUGGUCGUACCAGAAAUUUAAAAAGUAUCUAUGAAAACAUAAUAUUCCACAGAAUACCAUCUAAUGAAAGUAUUCAAGAGAAAAUCAAACCAUUUCUUAUUAGUUCUAUUAGUUCUGCACAAACGUGAAUUUAAUAUUAUACAUCCACGGUUAAGAUUUCCCUGAGCAAUAUCAAAAUGUGUGGUGUAUCAAUGUAAGAAGAGAAUCCAGAACCUGAACAAAUCUCUGGAAACACAAAAUCUUUUAUUGAAAGUAUUGAAAACGAGGUACAGUGAAAACUCUUUACAACAAAAAAACUCUAUAUUACGCAAACAUUACAUAAUAAUGGUUGGUUUGCUUUAUAACAUAUUAGCCAAUUCAUUCUCCAUAACGUAAUAGUCACUUUCAAUAACGAAACAAUAUUUUAUGUUUCAUAAUACAAUUUAUGUGUUAUCGUAUUAUAAAUUAUAAAAGUAAUCGGCAAAAUGCCAAAAUUUUCAAGAACGAUUACAUUCUCUCAUUAACUACUUUUAAUAUCGUAAUAAUAUCAUUAUUAUCAGUAUUAAAUAUAUUCAUUUUAUUAUUGAUGUAAUGUCUAACAUUAAACACAUGAUCACAGUAGUGCGCUAACAUUCAUUAUGGCUAGUAAAAGAAAAACACUGUGUGUUGAUCAAAAAGUCGCUUUAAUACGUGCGAUUGAAAAAGGUGAAAAAAAAAGUGAUGUCGGGAAACGUUUUGGAUUCAGCCCAUCUACUGUCGCUACUAUCUGGAAAAAUAAGGAUAAAAUAUUGCAGGCUGAAAUAGAAAGGAGUUCUUGUAAAAGAAUAAGAAAACCGAAAUUUGAAGACUUGGACCAGGCCAUGUUGACGUGGUUCCAUAAACAAUGUAGUAAUAAUGUACUUAUAUCUGGGCCUGUUUUGAAAACUAAAGCUGAACAUUUUGCUCAACAAUUUGGUAUUAUAGAUUUUAAGGCAUCGGAAGGAUGGCUAGGAAAAUUUAAACAACGUCACAAUAUUACCUAUGGGAAAAUAAGUAGAAAAGUACUAAAUGUUGACUUGAAUGUUACUAACAGCUGGAUAAUUAAUGUAUGGCCAAAAUUGAAUGAAAAGUACACUCCGGAUGAUAUUUUUAAUGCUGGUGAGACAGGUAUUUUUUACAGAUUAACCCCAGAUAAAACAUUAAAAUUCAAAGGGGAAAAAUGCAUGGAAGGUAAACUUUCUAAAGAACGUAUUACUGUGUUUGUAGCAGCCAAUAUGAGUGGCACUGAAAAAAGAAAGAUUAUGGUAAUAGGAAAAUCAAAAAACCCCCGAUGUUUUAAAAAUAUUAAACGGUUGCCAGUCACUUAUAAAGCAAAUAAGUCAGCGUGGAUGACAUCAAUACUUUUUGAAGAAGAAAUAAGAAAAUGGGAUGCAGAAUUAAAGGGGCGAAAAAUUUUGUUAAUUGUGGAUAAUUGUCCUGCUCAUCCCAAUCUAUCUAAUCUUAUGAACAUAGAAAUGACAUUUUUUCCAGCUAACACACCUAGUAUCGUGCAACCGAUGGACCUAGGUGUUAUAAAAAGUUUGAAAGGCCACUAUAAAAAGAAAAUAUUGAUGGAAAUUAUCGAAUCUGAUGGCAAUGCCUCUAUCAAUAUGCUUGAUGCGGUGAACUUCUUAAGUAAAGCCUGGGAAGAGGUAACAGCAGAAACUAUACGGCAUUCUUUUCGUCAUGCUGGACUUCGAAGUAAUUUGGCCAAUGCUGAAGAAGAAAUAGAACAAUUUGAGAAAGAAGAUGAUAAUAUAUCACUGAGUGAGUGGAUUAUUCAGUCCAAUACUCCGCAUACUUUUACUCCUGAGGAUCUACAAAACUAUGUAGAAAUAGAUGAGAACCUGGUUACAACUAUAUUGUUAACUGAUGAAGAAAUCCUAAACGCAGUGACAAAAGGCGAGGAGGAGCAAAAGGAAGAUGAAGAGGAAGAACAACCUGACGAAGUCGUAAUACCAAGUAUUCAACAAGCACUUGAUGCGGCUAAAUUAUUAGAAAAGUACUUAUUGUUUCAUGAAGAUGAUCCAAAAUUAUCCCAAAACAUGGGACAAAUUCAUAGAAAAAUACAAAAAAAAUAUUGGCAAAAUAAACAAGUCCAAACAAAAAAGACUUUUUUAAAUAAAUUAAUUGUAUAAAAUAUAAUAUGUAAAUACAAUAUAAUGUAAAAAAAAUGAUGUGUAUGAUAAAUAAUAUUACAUAGGUAAUAGGUAUAUACUUUUAUACAUUAAUAAUUAAAAUUUUAUUUUUUUUUAAACCUUCUAUUACAAAAACUCUCUAACGAAAAAAAUCUCUUGGUCACUUCAGAUUCAUUAUAAAGAGUUUUCUUCUUAACUGCCUAGUAUUUUGUUUGGCAUUUGGAAUUUGAAUAAGGUGUAAUGAUAUUGUAUACAAAAAUUAUAUUAUUUGAUACUAAUAUAAUAAUAAAAAUGUAGUACUCGAUUCCAAAAUAUCUGCAAGUUUUGGUAGGUACAUACUACAUAUGAUAAGCCAUGUUUGUUCUUAAUUAUUUUAUUUCAUUCAACGAAUAAUUUAGCCAAUAUACAAAUGUACAAUAUUAUAUAGUUUAAAAUACAUAUAUUAUACACAUUAAGUAACAUUUCACAUUUAAAUAUUAUAUAAUAUAUGCCAAUAUUAAUAAAAACUUAUAUUAGUAAAUAAUACUUAUCACAUUACUAAAUUACUUUUUUAGUUCCUAUUAGAUUUGAUAUAGGUAAAUAAUUUACAAAUAAUUGUAUUUGUAUAACGUAUAAUUUGUAACUAUAUCUAGUCUAUAAUGUAUUUUUUAUAUAUACCUAUCAUGUUUAUUACGGGCAUUUAAAACUUGAAACCAAAUAUAUUGUAUAUCUGAGUUUUUAGUUAGUAUUAUGAAUUGUGCUCCAUUGUUUUACUAAAUGAUUUCAAACAUAUUGAGGAUUAUUAACGAGUAACGACAAAUUGUAUGUCUGUCUUGUAUUGAUCAUUGACUAUAGUUGUUGAGCUAGUUUAGGGGGUAAAUAAAGUUUUCUUUUAGUCACAAGACUUUUCUGUUCUGACUCCAAUGGAAAGUAUUGUUGACUAUAGUUAUGUAGUAACUCUUUACUGACUUCUGUUUCGUACAUAAGAUAGAUUUUCAUUUUCAAAGUAGUCUAGUAGUUUAUUCAAUUCUUCAACUAAAACAUAUAUUUCAUUAUUAGUAUUUAGUAGGUAUCUUUUUAUUUUCUACCUAAUAAAAUGAUGUAAACAUAUUAAUCCGUAUUGAUGUAGAUAUCUUUUUUGAUUACAGACUCGUGUAUAAAGAUGGCAAGAACUUAUAGAACUUAUAUGUUAUUCAAGAAAAAGCUGUUUGAGAAAAUGAGUUUUGUUUGAGAAAACAAUAUAUUUUUGUAACAGUUGUUUUUUCUUUACCUAUAUAAUUUAUAAUAUAUUCAUAAGGAUUAUUAAUUAAUAAUUAUACUCAAAUACUUAAUAAUAUAAAUGAUUGUAUGACGAGAAAAAUUAAAAUUGUAUUUCAUAAUAUAUAAAAACUUUUUGUUUAGUAGCUUUAGUUUCUUGAUAUUAUUACAAUUUCAUUUUCAGUUACUCAAUGAAUACAUGAAAUUAAACUAUUGUUCAUUGAUUAUGGCUUACAAAUAAAUCAUAUUUUAAUAUCAGUAUUAGAUAUUUGUUAGCUAUAGUAAUAUUAUAUACACUAUAAUAUUAUGAUAAUUACUGUAUAGUGUAUACGAUUUGUUGUUGAUGAAAAUUAGUUCAACCAACCAUAAAAGAACUAUCUAAUAUAAAAAUAAAUUACUAAUAUAAUGCACUGACUACCUAUUGUAUAAAAUACCUCCUCUAGCUAAUAGACGUAAUUAUAAUGAUUGACUAUUUUUAUACAAGCUAUUAAACGGAACUAUAAACUGCCCUGAGUUAUUGAGUCUUAUUGGCAUUAGAGCCCCUCCGGUUAAUACAAGACAAAAAACGUUAUUUCAUAUUUUACCCAGUAAAUGUAAUUUUGUUAAUCAUAAUCCCAUAAAUAAAAUUGUACAAUAUAGUAAUGAACAUCCAUUACAGUGAUUUAAUCGAUGAUAAGGUGCACCUACUAUGUAGCACAAUAACUUUGUUCGUUUUUUUUUUUUUUUUACUCAAAAAUAUAUUAAUAUUCAAAAAUUGAA
Messenger RNA from Rhopalosiphum padi (bird cherry-oat aphid), 4304 nucleotides. Its product is annotated as tigger transposable element-derived protein 4-like. The coding region runs from base 792 to 2309 and encodes 505 amino acids. The transcript is spliced from 3 exons. Gene Ontology annotation, molecular function: DNA binding. Gene Ontology annotation, cellular component: nucleus. Lineage: Eukaryota; Metazoa; Arthropoda; Insecta; Hemiptera; Aphididae. The record is from RefSeq and is a predicted model, not a curated record.